AUGUUCAAAUGGCUUAACGCCCAAGGCUCAGAGUUCAAGCAUCAUACUCCUGGUGAAACCAAUUACCUUUCUAAAUUGGACCCCAAACUCAAUGAGAAAAAUGCGAAUGGUAUUCUGGAAAAGCCUUUUCCUCUGAACCUGAGUUUCCGCAGCGAGCCCAUCCUUAGUGAAGAUCUGCGCAACGAGAUUUACAAUCGGGUUGUGAGGAUGCAGAGGAGUGUGCGGGGUGUGAGUGUUGAACUCGGUGUAGACAUGAGAAGAGUAGCCGCUGUGGUUCGGCUAGUCGAGUUGGAAAACAAGAUGAAAGAGCAGGGCAAAUCCCUUGCAAUUCCCUACGCACGUGCCAUUCACGAGAUGGUCCCCACCACCCCCUUAUACGAUGAUGCUCGUGAAUAUAGAAGCAACCCUCACGAAAACAUUAAUGACCUUCCCGUCCACCGCUUGACCGACCCUCAAAUCUUCUACCCCGUCUCCGAAUCUCGGCAAUUCAACCGUAUCGACGCUGGCCGUGCAUUCUCCGGUGCUCCCGCUCUGCUCCACCGGGAUGCCGCCCGGAUGGCGGCCGAACCUGACGAGACCAUCCGCCGGAUUACCCAGGGAGACUUCCGCCAGAUCGAGACGGUCGGCAAGGGCGAAGACGAGCAACAGGUCCUCUUGCCUGCGGACGCGCGUAUUCCCCACCCCCACCUGAUCGCUAACGAUCGCAACCGUAUCUCUCACGGCAUGACUGAGCCAGGGCUGGUUCGCACGAAGUACUACAAGCGGCUCGACCAGGAGAUGGAGGUCGACCAGAAGCGCAAGGAACGUGCCCAGCAGCGCCGGGAGCGGACCAUCCACAAGGUUCAGCCCGAGAAUUCUCGGUUUGAGUUCCGCUUCAGAGAUGCGGUCGUCAGCGCGCAGACCACUGGUGCCAAUGGCCGGGGUUCCCAGGCUCCUGGGCACCGCUAUGGUGUCCCGAGCUAUGAUCGCAAGAAGGGCCAGGUCAAGAUCCCUACUCGCGUGAAGGUCUAA
Messenger RNA from Aspergillus homomorphus CBS 101889, 1011 nucleotides. RefSeq names its product mitochondrial 37S ribosomal protein mS45. Gene Ontology annotation, molecular function: structural constituent of ribosome. Gene Ontology annotation, biological process: mitochondrial translation. The record is from RefSeq and is a predicted model, not a curated record. The transcript is spliced from 2 exons. The coding region runs from base 1 to 1011 and encodes 336 amino acids. Gene Ontology annotation, cellular component: mitochondrial small ribosomal subunit. NCBI's taxonomy places the organism in Eukaryota, Fungi, Ascomycota, Eurotiomycetes, Eurotiales, Aspergillaceae.